Molecule: messenger RNA, 1890 nt
Organism: Rhizoctonia solani
Lineage: Eukaryota; Fungi; Basidiomycota; Agaricomycetes; Cantharellales; Ceratobasidiaceae
Product: Ferric reductase like transmembrane component
Exons: 9
Coding region: 1-1890 (629 amino acids)
Biological process (GO): intracellular iron ion homeostasis; copper ion import; iron ion transport
Cellular component (GO): plasma membrane
Molecular function (GO): ferric-chelate reductase activity
Source: RefSeq, a predicted model, not a curated record
AUGGCCUCUAGUGGACCACCUUCUGGAGCCCAGUCCGGCAUCACUAGCGAUGAUCUUGUUUUCUAUAUCGAUAUGGCUUUAGUCGGUAUCCUUGGAGUGGCUACACUCGUCUAUCUACCACGAACCAUAGCUCGAUACGCUCAUAAAUCUGGGAGGACGGAGGGGUGGCUGUUACUCCAAGGGAAACAAUCCAACCAAUAUCCCCGUAAACAAGCAGCAUCCAAAUCUGAAGCUUCCGUUCGUGAAAAGGAACCAACAUCUCCCAGAACAACACAUCAAUACCCGCCCAACCAACCCAAUCUUGGGGAUUUAUCAGCACCUACUAUUUCAUCCACUAUGCACGCCGGUAGUACAACAACAAUCAGAGCCCGCCUUCUUGCUUCAAAUAAAGGUCGCCAAUUGGGGGCGCCGCCAGCCCAUAUACCAAGUUUACGUUCCUUUGUUCCUCUUGCUGGGAAAUUCCUGGAUUAUCACAUUGCGGGCUACAGCAUUCGACAACUCACGAUUCUCUCAGUGUACCUGGCAAUCAUAUGUAUCGCAAUGUUUUACCAAUCCAAUCCGAAGACAAAUACCAAUCGUGCCGGUUUCGUGGUCAUGUCUCAGAUGCCUGUAGCAUUUGCACUCGGAACCAAGAAUAGUGUUAUCACUAUUCUAACCGGGAUAAGUUACGAACAACUUAACUUCGUUCAUCGAUGGGUCGGUCAAUUAAUGUUCCUCGCUUCGUUGUUUCAUUUUGUCGGGAAACUUGUAACAUUCACCGAACUUGGCAUUGUGUCCAUAGCGGUAUCAUCUCAUUCAUGGGGAGUGGUGGCCUUUUCUGCACUUUGUCUCCUUGCUGUGGGGUCUCAUCCAUGGUUCCGUGCCAGAGUCUAUGGAUUAUUUUUCUAUUCGCACAUAAUUGGCUUAAUUACAUUUAUGAUUGGGAUGUGGAAGCAUCAGCCCGAAGUUGCGCCUCCUUAUGUUGCUACUUGCAUUGUGAUAUAUGCAGCCGAUCAAGUAACAAGACUGGUGAAGACUCGGGUACGCAAGGCAAUAUUGACACCAGUCCCAGAGCUCGGUUCUACUCAUGUCUAUGUCCCACGAUUGGACAAGGGCUGGGUUGCCGGUCAACAUGUUAGGAUUCGAGUCCUCUCGUUCGGCGUGGGCCUGUUUGGAUGGGCGGAAUGCCAUCCUUUUACGAUUGCGAACUCUUCCAGUGACGCUCCCGAAGGGCUUACCCUCGUUUGUAAGCGUGCCGGUGACUGGACAUCAGCUUUGUACCGAAUGGCGAACAACAAAUCAAACUCGGAGGAACACCGUAGUGCUUACGUCUUGAUCGAAGGCCCCUAUGGCAAGUUUGGGCGCUAUCAGCGCGCUUCCUCCCACAUCGAACACUUUUUCAGCGGAGUUAUGCUCGUGUUGGGCGGUAGUGGCAUCACCUUUGGUACCUCGGUCCUGGAGGAUAUCAUUGCCAAAAAGGCAAGCGGAGCCGCUCGGGCAAUGUGUAUCAAUUUUGUUUGGGCCAUUCAGCACCCUUCUGCCGCAGAUCCGUAUUUGUCUACAUUCGUUGAAAUUGUUCAGCGCGCCGCGGACAUACCUGACUUGAGGUUGUCUGUCUCUGUCUUCUACACACGCGGAGCGGACAAUGCUUAUAGUUUAAAAACGCGUCUUCCUCCCAACGUUCAAAUUAAAAGCGGGCGUCCGGAUCUCUUGGAAGAAUUGAGCAGUGUUCUUGACAGAACUCAACAUGCGAUCAGCAUGCAUCAAUCACCUAAGAAUGGUGUUAUUCUGGCGGCAUGCGGUCCGGAUCAACUAAUUUCAAGCGUAUAUGCGGCGAAAUCUGGUGCGCCCUCGGAAGCCCAACGAUCCGUUGGAGGAUUGGAACUGCACACCGAAACCUUUGGGUGGUAG